This is a messenger RNA of Lactuca virosa, 1733 nucleotides long. The record is from the annotation of a GenBank genome assembly. Lineage: Eukaryota; Viridiplantae; Streptophyta; Magnoliopsida; Asterales; Asteraceae.
UGUAUAUGUUUGGUAGCACGAUGAUCUCAAUCAAAAUGCAGAUUUAACUUUAAAAGGCGUGGUCGGUACGAUCAUUAAAGACUAUUUUUCGCGCCUAACACAAUCGCAACGAGUAUUAUUUGAAGCUUCGCCGUUUGGAAGAUUCUUAGGAAUGCAUGUCCCCCAUGGUGACCUCUUACUUGUGCAUUUGAUGAUGUUGCAUGAAAUAAGGUCUCAAGAAGUGUUUGAAAUGGGGAGGUUUCUUUUUGAGAUACAGGGAUGCAGUUGGAUUUUAGUGAAACUGAAUAUAUUUUGAUUUGUGGUUUAAGAGUUGGUCCUUAUGUGGAUUUACUCAAUGACGAAAGAGGCCAGUCAAAUUCAAAUAUUCGUGCUUGGUUGUUCCCAGACAUUACAGAUGCACGUUUGCGGCUGAAAGAUUUAGAAGACUACAUUAUGUCUCCGAAUUAUUUGUCACUUCUUGAUGAAGAUGUUGUAAUGCUUAUCCAACUUGGUUUUAUGUUGAAAGGUCUCCACGGACGGGACGUUAAAACGGGCAUUCCCGCGGCAGUAUACAAGCUUGCUGAUAAUAUAGAUGAUUGGAACAGGUUUGCAUGGGGUACAUAUUUUUUGACCUAUAAUUCGGGGUUGAUGCGUGGAAUGUUUGAGAAAAUAGAAAAUUUUAGAAUAUUCAAGCAGGCCAAUCCCGAAUCUAAGAAAGUACAUAAGUCUACCGUUGCCGGUUUUAUGCUUCCGUUUAAGAUAUGGAUGUUGGAGACGUUCCCAAAGGCAGCCCAGUAUUAUAUAUGCACGCCGACAAAAUGCCACGAAUGAGGUCGUGGAGAAGUAAAACACCUUUAUCUUGGGUUCAAUUUCGUCGAAUAAUCAACGUGUCUGUGCCUAACAACCAUCCUAUUGUUGUCGUGGAAAACACUACGGAGCUCAUGUUGUCGUUUUAUAUUCGCUACAUCAAUUGGACUCUUAACCAUGAAGAGUCUCCCCCACGGCAACAUAGUCCACCUAUUGUUGGCUCGCUUCCUCGAAAAAAGAAGUACAAGUCGGAAACAUCUUCAACUGAAACUGCCACAAAUGAUUCUUCCUCGCAACGGCCUAAAGUAGAAAGAACUUAUAUGUCAAGCGAAACAUCAACAAGGUCGGUAAAGAAGAAGAAGACGAUCACAAAGGCAUUGGUGAAGCGUCUAAUAGGCGUUGUGGCUAAAUUAACUUCUAAAGUAGACCGUGUAUUACAAAAAAAAGAUGAACCAGAUACAAGGUUUGGAGAGGAGGAGGACAUGGUAAAUGAAGAGGAGGAAGAAACAUAUUAUCAUGACAGUCUUUAUGCUGCUAGUACGUUGGGUUUUUGGAAAGAAUGGAAUAUGAUAUCUUCCAACCUCAACACUACACACAGGCUGCAUAUACUCCCACUGGAUGUGGAGUUUUGGUCAAGGAAUGUAGCAAAUGGUGUUGGAGGCUAUCCUAAAUGGAAGGAUGUGGAUAUGGUUCUAUUCCCCACAAACGUUGUUGGUGUCCAUUGGUUUUUGGCAGUGCUACAUUUAAAUACCGGGAAAGUACACAUUUAUGAUUCAGCACGAUCUAUGAAUUUCUUCUCAAAGUACUUGAUUGGUGGAGAACUCAGAAGUUUUGGGGAUAGUAUUAUCUCAGAGCUAGAUGUGAUUGAGUACUGGAACGAUUUCCCCGAUGGACACAAAGCCCAUGCAACUAUGGAGUUUGUUGAUAAUAUAGACGCACCACAGUAG